Messenger RNA from Westerdykella ornata, 1148 nucleotides. Its product is annotated as dioxygenase-like protein. The coding region runs from base 36 to 1148 and encodes 370 amino acids. NCBI's taxonomy places the organism in Eukaryota, Fungi, Ascomycota, Dothideomycetes, Pleosporales, Sporormiaceae. Gene Ontology annotation, molecular function: 2-oxoglutarate-dependent dioxygenase activity. The record is from RefSeq and is a predicted model, not a curated record. Gene Ontology annotation, cellular component: cytoplasm. The transcript is spliced from 4 exons.
CUACCACAGAGUUAGAAACCUAUUUAUCAGGAAGUAUGGCAACCACAACCUCCGUACAGGAAGCAAGCAGUGCCGAGGGACAUCCAGUCAAGCUCACCGUUGCAUAUGACGACAAGAUCCACUCUGAUUCUCCGUACGCUGCAUACCUCCCAGUCUACGAUAAUACCACCAGGUUCCCACCAACGGAGCUUUUUGACUUCCAUGAUCGCGGACACAACGCAGAUCCAGCCAAACCAAAUCUGCUCUCGAAAGACAAUUCCGCCCUCAAGGUCACCAAGCUGACGCCGCGGGUGGGCACGGAAAUCACCGGCCUGCAGCUGUCCCAACUGACCGACGCGCAAAAAGAUGAGUUGGCGCUGCUCAUCGCCGAACGAGGAGUCGUGGUCUUUCGAGAUCAAGACUUCAAAAACAUCGGCCCGGAGAAGCAGAAGGAAUUUGGAAAGUACUUCGGCCGACUGCAUGUGCAUCCGGUUGGUGCGCAUGUGAAGGACCACAUCGAAUUCCACUCCAUCUAUAUCGGCAAGGAUAAUCUUUACCGCCUCGGACGCAGCGCUACCAAACUUACUACGACUGGUUACCAUUCAGAUGUCUCAUACGAACACCAACCUCCUGCCAUCACGCUACUCACCCUCGUCCAGGUCCCUGAGACAGGCGGCGACACUGCCUGGACAUCGCAAGUAGCGGCAUAUGACCGGCUAUCCGAGCCCCUCAAGAAGUUCCUAGAAGGACUCAAAGCCGAGCAUAGCGGGUUCGAACAAGCGGAAAAGGCGCGCAGCGACGGUCAUUUCGUUCGCCGUGAGCCCGUCCGCAGCUACCAUCCCGUCGUCAGAGUGCACCCGGUGACGAAGCAGAAGGCGCUGUUCGUUAACCCUGGGUUUACGAGGGGGAUUGUUGGCUUGAAGGAUGAGGAGUCAGAGGCAAUUCUGAAGCUGCUAUUCAAACACAUCUCGCAGAGUGCCGAUAUUCAGGCUCGUGUGAAAUGGGAUGACCGGACUGUGGCAUUGUGGGACAAUCGCGUUACGGCGCACACUGCCAUUUCCGAUUACGACGUAAGUGAUGGAGGAGAAGGGCUGAGACAGGGCUUCCGUAUUACUACACUAGGGGAGGUCCCGGAAGGCGUGAACGGACUGAGAUCGACUUGGGAGUGA